CUGAGAUGCAGCCUGGGCCGGCACCUCCGCUGGGCGAGCGGCGAACCGGCAAGGCAGGCAUAUCGGCAGCGACAGUGACAUUGCGCCAUCGCUGGGGUAAGGAAGUGCUCAGGAACUUCAGAGACGACCGAUAACGACAAUGCUUCCGCGCUAUCGCUUUGGUUUGUUUCAGGGGAACCACAAAAACAAGGAGGAAGGGGGGAGGUUGAGGAAAGGAGCUGUUCCUUUUUUUCUUUUUCUUUUUCUGUUGUGUUUGCUGCAUUUAGCUAUGAUACCCCAUACGUGUUUGGAUACGCUGUCUGGACGAGAAUAUUCGCCACUCGACAGCGACAGUGCUUUUACGCCAUUGCUGGGACGGUGUGUUGGACCGAGAGCAGAUACUGGCGACAAUGCUACCGCGCUAUCGUUCAGCCUGCCUCGUGGGCGUUUUAACGGAUUUGAUUUUUCUUCUUCUUCAUUUUCUUCUUAUCAAUGCGGAAUUGUCCCUUCCUCAAUCAGCGCAAGACAGCUUGUUUUGAGCUAACAGGAAGAGGAACAGCGCAAGAGAGGGAUACCACGGGCCUUUCUCUGCUAGACCCGGGGGAAGGGGUUGGGAGCCAGAAUUGACUGUUUCUCCCUCUCUAAACUUGCUGCGAGAAUACAUCGUGAUGUGCCCCGUCUGCAUUUCUUUCGAGGUCUAGUUGCUUACUGUCUUCAUGCAAGCUUUACCAACUUUGAUAUCAGGGAUGGAUCCCGGGUAUAAAUGGGUGCU
Molecule: messenger RNA, 751 nt
Organism: Sodiomyces alkalinus F11
Lineage: Eukaryota; Fungi; Ascomycota; Sordariomycetes; Glomerellales; Plectosphaerellaceae
Exons: 1
Coding region: 140-523 (127 amino acids)
Source: RefSeq, a predicted model, not a curated record